Culex quinquefasciatus (southern house mosquito) is the source of this 1369-nucleotide messenger RNA. RefSeq lists its product as uncharacterized. The record is from RefSeq and is a predicted model, not a curated record. The transcript is spliced from 4 exons. Bases 73 to 1332 code for a protein of 419 amino acids. Lineage: Eukaryota; Metazoa; Arthropoda; Insecta; Diptera; Culicidae.
AACAGUCUUUUAGUUGCCUUUUUCAAGUGAGGACGUGAUCACAGAGAAGCGGGCUCAAACUUUUCCCGAGUUAUGGCGUACAACAAAGACGAAAUGAACGCACCCAAGUGGAUGGAUGGGGCGUUUUUUGAAAAAGUGCUUCAAAAAUUAGGUAACGAUGACUCUGUCAAAGUUACGGAGUUUACGACCGCACCCGGGUCCAAACCUGGAGACCACUUUGCGAGCAUCAUCUUCCGAGCUGUUGUUAUAUUUGAAGGCAAGGGUAAGUCGAAAGAUAUUUCGCUGAUCGUCAAGACUAUGCCGGAGUUGGAGGGUAUAAAGAAGGAUCUGCUCGAGGAUGGACGACUGUUUGAAACUGAAGCGACCAUGUACAAUAUCGUGCUUCCGGAAGUGCACAAAAUGUUGCUAGCUGUAGGAGAUGACACCGUUCUGGGGCCAAGACUGCAUUACUCCUCAAAGGAUCCGGUUUGGGUUAUGGUUUUUGAAGAUCUUUCUAAAAAAGAUUUUGUUACUAAGCCAACUCAACUAAAUUUGGAUGAAGCAAAGAUGUUUUACGCGAAACUUGGUAGAUUGCAUGCCGCCUCAAUGUGUCUUGCUGAGAAGCUCCCGAAUAUUAAGAAAAUGGAUUGUAACAUCGGUACUGCCUUCAGAGGAGAUAUUACCGAAACAUGGAUUAAAAAUAUCGGCAUACUGUCUAGACUGUGUCUGGAGUGGCCUGGAUACGAGAACUAUUUUGAACAAAUCGAAAAGUACAAAACACAAAUAAUACAAAAAAUAAGGGAGAUUUACACUUCUAAUAAAACCUCACUCUACAACGUUUUGAAUCAUGGCGAUAGCAACCAUAGGAACUGCAUGUAUAGAAUUGUUGACGGAAAGACACAGGAUAUUAUGCUGCUCGAUUAUCAACUCAGCUGUUGGGGCACACCUGCAAUCGAUAUCAUCUACUCACUGUACCAGGCAGUCAGCGUCGAAACCAGAGACAACCAUCGCGAUCAACUGAUCAAAUUUUACCACGAUGAAUUUGUAAAUGCCUUGAAAAAAUUUGGAUAUGGUCAGAAAAUCCCUUCGAUGAUGGAUCUGCGCGUUGAAAUAACCAAGUGUGGCCAUUUAGAAGCUUUCCUGGCUACAACGUUUCUACCGUGGUUCAUGCUGACUCCGGAUGAAUUGAUGCCUCAAAUUUGCCAGAGCUCUGAGACAGACAUCGAGAUCGAUUUAUCCAGUGCCGAAGGGUGGGAAAAAAUGGCCGACCGUGGCUUUCGGCAUCCCAAAUAUGUCGAGGCAAUCAAGAGAUAUCUGCCGACGUUAUCGCGAAAGGGGCUGUUCGAUGUUUGAGCACUGGUUGAUAAAUUAAAACAAAACAGAGGAAAAA